This is a messenger RNA of Phacochoerus africanus (Common warthog), 2682 nucleotides long. It is a transcript of the gene F9, whose product is annotated as coagulation factor IX. Gene Ontology annotation, cellular component: extracellular region. The record is from RefSeq and is a predicted model, not a curated record. Gene Ontology annotation, biological process: zymogen activation; blood coagulation. Bases 20 to 1408 code for a protein of 462 amino acids. The transcript is spliced from 8 exons. NCBI's taxonomy places the organism in Eukaryota, Metazoa, Chordata, Mammalia, Artiodactyla, Suidae. Gene Ontology annotation, molecular function: serine-type endopeptidase activity; calcium ion binding.
CAAUCUACUAGCAGAGGUUAUGCGGCGCCUGAACGUGAUCAUGGCAGAAUCACUGGGCCUCGUCUCCAUCUGCCUUUUAGGAUAUCUACUCAGUGCGGAAUGUACAGUUUUCCUUGAUCGUGAAAAUGCCACCAAAAUUCUGCAUCGGCCAAAGAGGUAUAAUUCAGGCAAACUGGAAGAGUUUGUUCGAGGGAAUCUUGAGAGAGAAUGUAUAGAAGAAAAGUGUAGUUUUGAAGAAGCACGAGAAGUUUUUGAAAACACUGAGAAAACUAAUGAAUUUUGGAAGCAAUAUGUUGAUGGAGAUCAGUGCGAGUCCAAUCCAUGCUUAAACGGUGGCCUGUGCAAGGACGACAUUAAUUCCUAUGAAUGUUGGUGUCAAGUUGGAUUUGAAGGAAAGAACUGUGAAUUAGAUACAACAUGCAACAUUAAGAAUGGCAGAUGCAAGCAGUUUUGUAAAACAGGCGCUGAUAGCAAGGUGCUUUGUUCCUGUACCACUGGAUACCGACUUGCACCAGACCAGAAGUCCUGCGAACCAGCAGUGCCAUUUCCAUGCGGAAGAGUUUCUGUCUCACACAGUCCUAUGACGCUCACCCGUGCUGAGAUUAUUUUUUCCAACAUGGACUAUGAAAAUUCUACUGAAGCUGAACCAAUUUUGGAUAGCCUCACUGAAAGCAACCAAUCAGUUGACGACUUAACUCGAAUUGUUGGUGGAGAAAACGCCAAACCAGGUCAAUUCCCUUGGCAGGUCCUUCUGAAUGGUAAAAUUGAUGCAUUCUGUGGCGGUUCCAUCAUUAAUGAAAAGUGGGUUGUAACGGCAGCCCACUGCAUCGAACCUGGCGUUAAAAUUACUGUUGUUGCAGGUGAGUAUAACACCGAGGAGACAGAACCUACAGAGCAAAGGCGAAAUGUGAUCCGUGCCAUUCCCCACCACAGCUACAAUGCCACCAUGAAUAAGUACAGCCAUGACAUUGCCCUCCUGGAACUGGAUGAACCCUUGACGCUGAACAGCUACGUAACCCCUAUUUGUAUUGCCGACAAGGAAUACACCAACAUCUUCCUCAAAUUUGGAUCUGGCUAUGUGAGUGGCUGGGGGAGAGUCUUCAACAGAGGGCGGUCGGCUACGAUUCUUCAGUACCUGAAGGUUCCACUCGUGGACCGAGCUACCUGCCUCCGGUCCACGAAGUUCACCAUCCAUAAUAACAUGUUCUGUGCCGGCUUCCAUGAGGGAGGUAAAGAUUCCUGCCAAGGAGAUAGCGGGGGCCCCCAUGUUACCGAGGUGGAAGGUACCAGUUUCUUAACUGGAAUUAUUAGCUGGGGUGAAGAGUGUGCAAUGAAGGGAAAAUAUGGAAUAUAUACCAAGGUAUCCCGGUAUGUCAACUGGAUUAAGGAAAAAACAAAGCUCACUUAAAGAAAAAUGUAUUUCCAAGGUUGACAGAUUUGGGAUUGAAAAUGGACAGGGUCCUUUACUAACUAAUCACUUUCCUAUCUCUUUAAAUGUCAAUAUAUACAUUCUAUGACUACUUCUUUUUCUCUUUACUGGGAGAAGUCUAGCUAGAAUUCCUGUGUCACCAGAACAAGGAGAUUAAAAAUGUAAUCGCUAGAGAAACAUGCUGUCGUAGGAAAGGGCAACCAUUUCUCCAGGUCCAGCUCCUGAUAAAAUUGUUCUAAGUUCUUCCCUCUGCUCAUCAGACGUUAUGUUUCUCCACUUGGGCACCCCCUGCUUCUCCAUCCUUAGCAGCAUUCCAUGUGCCACAUCUUUCUUACCUCUCCCGCCAAAUCGUCCAGACGUACUGGAUCUGUAUCCAAGACUUUGGGUCUAGCCCAUCACAAAGCCAGCACCACACUCAUACAGGAAGAACACAGGGGCAGCAGACAGGUGCAAACAUUAGAAACGCUGCAUCUUUCUCGGUACCCUUGGUCCUGCAUCUGCUAUCUUUUCCAACUCCUAACCCCCAAGUCAGUUUUUCUCUUUCUCUCUCCCUCCCUGCCCUUUUCCUUUCCUAGGCAUUAAAGGAGGGAAGGGGAGCAUCAUACUGUUUUACUGCUGUACACAAUGAUGCAAACCUAUCAAACCCAGGCUUGCUUUCAAUUUGUUCUUGGACUUGCUUUUCAUAGCACAGGGAUGAAGUAAGGUGCCUGAACUUGGAGGAAAAGUUCCUCUUGGAGAGUCACAUUAUUCAAAUACAUAUAUAAUGGAAGGAAUGACGCAUCAGAAUAGUUUCCCAAGAGCUUGUAAUUGUGUUGUUAUGGAGGUUUCACUGGAAUGAUUCCAUGAAAGCAAACUGGAUGUCAUUGUAACGAAGAAAGCUGACAUUGAUCCGGGUGUAGUGUCCCCUGUCAGAACAGUCGGUCUGCAACCAGAGCUAGUAGAGCCAUCAAGGAAUUCAUCGGUGUGUCUCCAGUGCUGUCCAAGGUUAGGGAAGAAGUUGCCCGGCCAGAGAACGUGGGCAUCACACUUGCUCAACUGGUGUAUCCCCACAACGGAGCGGGCUGCGUUCCAAUGAGCCAAUGAACUCCCCUUUUCUGGUUUCACGCUCGUCGAGCCACUUUCUGAUAAUAAUUGGGGCUUUGAUACUGUAUUUUCUAGAGUGGCUGACCAAUCAACACAUCAAUCAAUCACAUCCGUACUUCAAUCUGUUAGACUAUUUCCCUUUAUGAAUUAAACCGGUGUUCUGAUUCAGA